AUGGCGAGGCUGCGGGAUUGCCUACCCCGCCUGAUGCUCACGCUCCGGUCCCUGCUCUUCUGGUCCCUGGUCUACUGCUACUGCGGGCUCUGCGCCGCCAUCCACCUGCUCAAACUUUUGUGGAGCCUCGGGAAGGGGCCGGCGCAGACCUUCCGGCGGCCAGCCCGGGAGCACCCUCCCGCGUGCCUGAGCGACCCCUCCUUGGGCACCCACUGCUACGUGCGGAUCAAGGAUUCAGGAUUAAGAUUUCACUAUGUUGCUGCUGGAGAAAGAGGCAAACCACUUAUGCUGCUGCUUCAUGGAUUUCCAGAAUUCUGGUAUUCUUGGCGUUACCAACUGAGAGAAUUUAAAAGUGAAUAUCGAGUUGUAGCACUGGAUUUGAGAGGUUAUGGAGAAACAGAUGCUCCCAUUCAUCGACAGAAUUAUAAAUUGGAUUGUCUAAUUACAGAUAUAAAGGAUAUUUUAGAUUCUUUAG
This is a messenger RNA of Nomascus leucogenys (northern white-cheeked gibbon), 475 nucleotides long. Its product is annotated as epoxide hydrolase 4-like. NCBI's taxonomy places the organism in Eukaryota, Metazoa, Chordata, Mammalia, Primates, Hylobatidae. The record is from RefSeq and is a predicted model, not a curated record. Gene Ontology annotation, molecular function: hydrolase activity. The transcript is spliced from 3 exons. The annotation marks the transcript as partial.